AUGUUCUCCCGAAGGAGCCACGGAGAUGUGAAGAAAUCCAUCCAGAAGGUGCUGGACCCGAAGAAGGACGUGCUGACCCGCUUGAAGCACCUGCGGGCGCUGUUGGGAGGACUUAUGAAAAGCAAAACUGAAGAAAGUGUAGAGAGAGGGGAUAAUAAUGGGGAAGGGUAUGGUCUGCAGUGGAAUCAAGAGUGUGAUGUUGAAGAGUUGGCUUCAGCUAAGGCCAGCUUGAAGGAAGCAAGGAUGGACUUAGAAACUUUCAGCCUUCAGUGCCAUUAUCCAAGGAAUUUGAACAAAAUAUUCAUUGAAGAAAAUAUUGCACUAAAUAUUGUGCUAGAUACAGGGGACAUGAUGAAUGAGACUGUGGGCUCUUAUAAUGUGGAUGCCUGUGAUCUUAAGCAGUUUUUUGAGACCAACUAUUCUCAGAUAUAUUUCAUCUUCUAUGAAAAUUUUAUAACACUGGAAAAUAGUUUGAAAUUAAAAGGGAAUAAUAAGUCACAAAGGGAGGAGCUGGACUCCAUACUCUUUCUUUUUGAAAAAAUACUGCAAUUUCUACCUGAACGGAUUUUCUUUCGAUGGCAUUACCAGAGUAUAGGCUCGACUUUGAAGAAGCUUCUACACACUGGAAAUUCUAUUAAGAUAAGAUGUGAAGGAAUCAGGUUGUUUCUUCUAUGGCUUCAAGCACUUCAGACAAACUGUGCAGAAGAGCAAGUGCUGAUUUUUGCUUGCCUUGUCCCUGGUUUCCCAACAGUCAUGUCAUCCAGAGGGCCCUGUACACUGGAGACACUCCUUAAUCCUAACCUUAAUGUAGCUGAUGCAAAGAUAUAUCCAGAAGAAAUCACUCCGCUUGUGCCAGCCAUAUCAGGGGAAAAGAUCACUGAGGACCAGACAUGCUAUUUUCUUCAGAUACUGUUGAAGUAUAUGGUCAUUCAGGCUGCAAGCUUGGAGUGGAAGAAUAAGGAGAAUCAAGAUACUGGUUUUAAAUUUCUUUUUACUUUGUUUCGAAAAUAUUAUCUUCCUCAUUUAUUUCCGUCAUUUACUAAGUUAACAAACAUCUACAAACCUGUACUUGACAUCCCUCAUUUGAGACCAAAACCAGCGUACAUUACUACAACUCGGGACAAUGAAAACAUUUACAGUACAAAAAUUCCAUACAUGGCAGCUCGUGUUGUUUUUAUUAAGUGGAUUGUAACUUUCUUUUUGGAAAAAAAGUAUCUAACUACAACACAAAACACUAAAAACGGAGUUGACGUAUUGCCCAAAAUCAUCCAGGCAUUUUUGCUGCCUUCCUGUGACAUAGCUAUAACGAGAAAAGUGGUGCAAGUAUACAGAAAGUGGAUCCUGCAGGACAAACCUGUGUUCAUGGAGGAGCCAGAUAAAAAAGACAUUGCCCAGGAAAAUGCUGAAAAAUUAGGAUUUUCAGAGACUGAAAGCAAGGAGGCAUCAUCUGAAAGUUCCGGUCAUAAGCGAUCUUCCAGUUGGGGGCGAACAUACUCCUUCACGAGUGCGGUGAACAGAGGUUGUGUAAUAGAAGAGGAAAGUAGGAACGUAAAAGCUGGUGCCCAGGUUAUGCUACAG
Orycteropus afer afer is the source of this 1578-nucleotide messenger RNA. RefSeq names its product ral GTPase-activating protein subunit alpha-2-like. Gene Ontology annotation, molecular function: GTPase activator activity. The transcript is spliced from 14 exons. The record is from RefSeq and is a predicted model, not a curated record. Gene Ontology annotation, biological process: positive regulation of GTPase activity. The annotation marks the transcript as partial. Gene Ontology annotation, cellular component: nucleus; cytoplasm. Lineage: Eukaryota; Metazoa; Chordata; Mammalia; Tubulidentata; Orycteropodidae.